This is a messenger RNA of Cavia porcellus (domestic guinea pig), 1580 nucleotides long. RefSeq names its product eukaryotic translation initiation factor 2B subunit gamma (gene Eif2b3). Gene Ontology annotation, cellular component: guanyl-nucleotide exchange factor complex; eukaryotic translation initiation factor 2B complex. NCBI's taxonomy places the organism in Eukaryota, Metazoa, Chordata, Mammalia, Rodentia, Caviidae. Gene Ontology annotation, molecular function: translation initiation factor activity; guanyl-nucleotide exchange factor activity. The record is from RefSeq and is a predicted model, not a curated record. The transcript is spliced from 12 exons. Gene Ontology annotation, biological process: cytoplasmic translational initiation; biosynthetic process. The coding region runs from base 113 to 1471 and encodes 452 amino acids.
UCGGCAGCGGCGUGGAGAUCGCUGGGAGCGUGGCUACCAGCCGGGAGCUGAGGUAAGGCUGUGGCUUUGGUCUGCCAGGCCGCGAGCUAACUGGCUGAUCCAGUUUAUAAAAAUGGAAUUUCAAGCAGUAGUGAUGGCAGUUGGUGGGGGAUCUCGGAUGACAGACCUGACUUCCAGCAUUCCCAAACCUUUGCUUCCAGUUGGGAACAAGCCUUUAAUUUGGUACCCACUGAACCUGCUUGAGCGUGUUGGAUUUGAAGAAGUCAUAGUGGUUACAACCAAGGAUGUCCAGAAGGCUCUAAGUGCAGAAUUCAAGAUGAAAAUGAAGCCAGAUAUUGUGUGUAUUCCUGAUGAAGCCGACAUGGGAACUGCAGAUUCUUUGCGCUAUAUAUAUCCAAAACUUAAGACAGAUGUGUUGGUUCUGAGUUGUGAUCUGAUAACAGAUGUUGCCUUACAUGAGGUUGUGGACCUGUUCAGAGCUUAUGAUGCAUCACUCGCCAUGUUAAUGAGGAAAGGCCAAGAUAGCUCAGAGCCAGUUCCAGGUCAAAAGGGCAAAAAGAAAACAGUGGAGCAGCGUGACUUCAUUGGAGUGGACAGCACAGGAAAGAGGCUGCUUUUCAUGGCUAAUGAAGCAGACUUGGAUGAAGAGCUGGUCAUUAAGGGAUCCGUCCUGCAAAAGUACCCCAGAAUACAUUUCCAUACAGGUCUCGUGGAUGCCCAUCUCUACUGCUUGAAAAAAUACGUUGUAGAUUUCCUAAUGGAAAAUAGAUCAAUCACUUCUAUCCGCAGUGAGCUGAUUCCAUACCUAGUAAGAAAACAGUUUUCCUCCGUUUCCUCACAACUGGGGCAAGAAGAAAAAGAGGAGGAUCUAAAGAAAAAGGAAUCAAAAUUCUUAGAUAUUUACAGCUUUAUAAAAGAAGCCGAUACCCUCACCCCAGCCCCCUAUGACACCUGCUGGAAUGCCUGUCGCAGAGAUAGAUGGGAAGACUUGUCCAGAUCACGGAUACGCUGCUAUGUGCACAUCAUGAAAGAGGGUCUCUGCUCUCGAGUGAGCACAUUGGGACUCUACAUGGAAGCAAACAGACAGGUGCCCAAAUUGCUGUCUGUUGUUUGUCCAGAAGAAUCACUAGUCCAUGCAUCAGCCCAGAUUGCCAACAAACACCUGAUUAGCGUGGAUAGCCUCAUUGGACCAGAUACACAAAUUGGAGAGAAGACAUCGAUUAAGCGCUCAGUCAUUGGUUCCUCCUGUCUCAUAAAAGAUCGGGUGACUGUUACCAAUUGCCUUCUCAUGAACUCAGUCACUGUGGAGGAAGGAAGCAACAUCCAGGGCAGCGUCAUCUGCAACAAUGCUGUGAUUGAGAAAGGAGCAGACAUUAAAAACUGUUUGAUUGGAAGUGGCCAGAGGAUUGAAGCCAGAGCUACACGAACAAAUGAAGUGAUCGUGGGAAAUGACCAGCUCAUGGAAAUCUGAAUUCUGAGCAAGUUGGACUCCUUCCUUUUGACAUCCACAGUUACCGAUGUUGGCUGGCCCACCUGUUUGACUCUGUAUUUAUUUUCCAAUAAAGAAGGACUUCCAAGUA